Amaranthus tricolor (Joseph's coat) is the source of this 13055-nucleotide messenger RNA. RefSeq lists its product as uncharacterized. NCBI's taxonomy places the organism in Eukaryota, Viridiplantae, Streptophyta, Magnoliopsida, Caryophyllales, Amaranthaceae. The record is from RefSeq and is a predicted model, not a curated record. The transcript is spliced from 64 exons. Bases 299 to 12640 code for a protein of 4113 amino acids.
AUCUGCCAUUUAUCAACCAUUCCCGCAGCUGCAGGAAAACCAAAAAAAAAAAUAAAUUAAUUAAAUUAAAAUAAACUUAGCCAGUUUCCAACUCAAACACAAUGACCCCUUUACCGGUAAACUAGGAAGAACAAACAUCACGACGAAAAGGGCAUCUAAACAAAUUUCUGAAGUAUGCCAAUAAAUUACAAAUUAUGAAAUCCAAAACACUUUUUCACAUCUACGGUGAACUUUUUCUUAUCAUUUUUUGCUGAUUGCACCGUUGCUUGAAGCUUAAAGCGGUUAUUCACGAUUCACAAUGUUUGAAGCGCAUGUCCUACAUUUGCUUAAAAGAUAUCUGGGUGAAUAUGUCCAUGGGCUCUCCUUAGAGGCUCUAAGAGUUAGUGUGUGGAAAGGUGAUGUGGUUCUGAAAGAUCUGAAGUUGAAAGCAGAGGCUUUAAAUUCCCUUAAGCUUCCUCUAACGGUGAAAGCUGGUUUCAUUGGGACUAUAACCUUGAAGGUUCCUUGGAAAAGCCUUGGUAAAGAACCAGUGAUUGUUCUCAUUGACCGUGUUUUUAUUCUUGCUUACCCGGCACCUGAUGGAAGAACCCUUAAGGAAGAGGAUCAAGAGAGACUAUUUCAAGAUAAACUUCAUCAAAUUGAGGAAUCCGAGGCAGCAACUCUUGAAGCAAUGUCUAGAUCAAAGCUUGGAAGUCAUGCUGCAGGAAAUUCUUGGCUUGGGUCUCUUAUAGCCACCAUCAUUGGAAAUCUCAAAAUCACAAUUAGCAAUGUUCAUAUUAGAUAUGAGGAUACUGUAAGUAAUUAUGGACAUCCUUUUGCUUGUGGUGUUACUUUGGCGAAGCUUGCUGCUGUCACAAUGGAUGAGCAAGGAAAUGAAACGUUUGAUACAAGUGGCGCGCUUGACAAAUUGCGGAAGUCCUUGCAGCUAGAAAGACUUGCUAUUUAUCAUGAUUCCGACAAACCUCCUUGGCAGAUUGAUGAAAAUUGGCAAGAUCUUGGACCAAACAAGUGGAUUGAGAUUUUUGAAGACGGCAUCAAUGAACUAGCAUCUAAAGUUGCAUCGUGGGCUUUGAAUCGCACAUAUUUAGUCGCACCUAUAAAUGGAGUGCUUAGAUACCAUCGGCUUGGUAGUCAAGAAAGGAACAAUCCAGAGGUUCCUUUUGAGAAAGCAUCACUUUUCUUAAACGAUGUAUCAUUAACAAUAACAGAGGCACAAUAUUAUGAUUGGAUUAAACUUUUUGAGGUCAUUUCAAGGUAUAGAAUGCAUGUAGAAAUUUCACAUUUGAGGCCUGCUGUGCCAAUCUCAAAUGGACCUCAUUUAUGGUGGCAUUAUGCCAUGCAAGCCACUUUGCAGCAGAAAAGAAUGUGCUAUAGCUUUUCAUGGGAACGAAUCCAGCAUCUUUGCCAACUGCGUCGUCGUUACAUUCAUGUAUAUGCUAAUUUGUUGCAACAAUUGCCUAAUGUUGAUAAAGGAGAGUUGCGACAAAUUGAGAAGGAUCUUGAUUCAAAAGUGAUUCUUCUAUGGAGGUUACUUGCUCAUGCAAAGGUUGAGUCUGCAAAGUCGAAAGAAGCUGCUGUGCAAAAGCAGCUUGAAAAGAGAAGUUGGUUUUCCUUCAACUGGCGCUCUUCCCCUGGAGAUGACAUUGUUUCAGACGAUUUAAAUUUACCAGAGUUGUCACAAGAGAAAUUGACGAAAGAUGAGUGGAAAGCAAUUAACAAUCUUCUAAGUUAUCAGCCAGAUGGAGAACUUGCUUUGUAUUCAGGGAAAGAUGCACAUAACAUGAUACACUUUCUUGUAGAUGUAUCCAUUGGUCAGGCUGCUGCAAAAAUCAUUGAUAUACAUGGUACGGAAGUUCUUUGUGGUAGAUUCGUGCAACUUAAUGUGUCAACCAAGUUCAAGCAACGGAGCACCUGUUGUGAUUUAUCGUUGAAAUUUUAUGGGUUGUAUGCGCCUGAAGGAUCCCUAGCGCAGAGUGUUUCCAGUGAACAAAAAGAGAAUGCAUUGGUAGGUAGUUUUGUGCGGUCCCCAGUGGGGGAAAGUGUGGAUUGGAAGCUUUCGGCCACUAUGUGUCCUUGCCAUGUCACGAUAUUGAUGGGAAGUUAUGAACGUUUUAUGGAGUUUAUUAAGAGGAGUAAUGCAGUUAGUCCUACUGUUGCUAUGGAGACUGCCACAGCAUUACAGAUGAAGUUUGAGAAGGUAACACGUAAAGCUCAAGAGCAAUUUCAAAUGGUUUUGGAGGAACAAUGCAGGUUUGCUCUUGAUGUUGAUUUUGAUGCUCCGAAAGUUAGAGUCCCUAUUCGAACACAAGAUUCUUCCAAUAUUGAUAGUUAUUUUUUGCUCGAUUUUGGUCAUUUUACCCUGACAACCAAGGAAGGUGAUCAUGAUGAAGAUCAGUCAUUAUACUCUCGCUUCUACAUCACAGGGAGAGAUAUUGCUGCUUUCUUUACAGACUCUGGAUCAGAAAACCAUGAUUGCUCAUCAUUUGCUCCUCCAGGGGAUUGCGAUCCCUCUGGAACUCCUGUAGAAAGCAUCAACAACAUCUCUUCUUUGGUUGAUAGGUGUGGCAUGGCAGUAAUUGUUGACCAGAUAAAGGUUGCUCAUCCAAAUUUCCCAUCUACUCGUAUUUCGGUCCAAGUGCCAAAUUUGGGGAUCCAUAUGUCACCUGCUAGGUACUGCAGGCUUAUGGAAUUGCUAAAUAUAUUCUAUAAUACAUUGCAAAGUGAUGGACGGCCAGUAGAUGAGAUCAUCCAACCUGAACUUGUUCCUUGGAAUCCAGCAGAUAUGUCAACAGAAGCGAGAAUCUUGGUUUGGAAGGGAAUUGGUAAUUCUGUUGCAGCAUGGCAACCUUCUUAUAUUGUUCUAUCAGGAUUUUAUCUUUAUGUUCUUGAGUCUGAAAGGGCACUCGGCUAUCAACGCUGCACCAGUAUGGCCGGGAAGCAAGUGGUUGAGGUUUCUCCGGCUAGUAUUGGUGGUUCACUUUUUUCUGUUGCCGUUUGUCUUAGAGGCAUGGAUAUCCAGAAAGCUCUAGAAUCCACUAAUUCUUUGAUCAUAGAGUUCAAAAAUGAGGAUGACAAAUAUAUAUGGCUGAAAGGGCUUGUAAAGGCUACAUAUCAAGCAUCUGCUCCAUUAUUGGAUGGUCUCCUGGGCGAUACUAAUUACAGUGCAGGGGCUACAGUUGAUGCCCAGAAUGCUAAUUUUAGGACUGCUGAUCUUGUUAUUAAUGGAACUUUGACGGAGACAAAUUUGUUUAUCUAUGGCAAGAGUGGAGAAGAUGAUCAAGAGAAGCAUGAGGAGACCCUUGUAGAGCUUAUUGCUGGAGGAGGAAAGAUACAUGUUAUCCGUUCUGAAGGGAACUUAACCAUGAAGAUGAAGCUUCAUUCUUUGAGAAUUAAGGAUAAGUUACAAGGUUGUUUUGCUUCACAUUCACAGUAUCUGGCAUUUUCAGUUGUGGCAAAUGAUCAUAUACUUUCCUCACCUAAAUCAGUCGAUCUGCAAUCUAACCGAUCUCUCUCAUUAAUCACGGAAGAAGAAGAUAUUUUCAGAGAUGCUUUGCCAGAGUUCACUCCAACCCCACAUAGCUUGGAAAAUUCUGAUGCUGAUGCUGAUUCAUUGCUUUCUAACCAUGAUGUCGGGAAAGGAAAAGGAUCCUCAUCUGAAAUAUUUUACGAGGCUCUUGGAAGUGACAAUUCCGAAUUCGUCUCAGUUACAUUUAUGAGCAAAGAUCCUAGCUCUCCUGAGUAUGAGGGCAUCGACACACAGAUGGAUAUUUGUAUGUCCAAGCUGGAAUUCUUUUGUAACAGGCCAACAAUAGUUUCUUUGAUUCAAUUUGGUCUGGAUAUGAGCUCUGUCAACUUAAAAGGUAGCAGUGUAGUUGCAACAAUGUCUUCGGAGGACUUGCAAACAAAAAGAAGACCGAAAAAUCAUGAUGAUGGUGAUGUUUUUGUCAAGGGUUUGUUGGGUUAUGGUAAAGGACGAGUAGUGUUUAAGUUGAGCAUGAAUGUGGAUAGUGUUACUGUGUUUCUAAAUCAGGAGGAUGGCACUCAAUUCGCUAUGUUCAUUCAAGAAAGUUUUGUUUUGGAUCUCAGGGUUCAUCCAUGUUCUAUAUCUAUCGAGGGCACACUGGGGAACUUCAGACUUCGUGAUAUGUCUCUUGAUUCAGAGCACUGUUGGAAUUGGCUUUGUGACAUUCGAAAUCCCAGUGCUGAAUCACUUAUCAAGUUUGCAUUCAAAUCUUACAGUGUAGAAGAUGAUGACUAUGAAGGAUAUGAUUACAGCCUUACUGGACAUUUGUCUGCUGUUCGCUUGGUUUUUCUCUACAGGUUUAUUCAAGAGAUAACAGUUUACUUCAUGGAACUUGCACCCCCCCAUAAAGAAGAAGUCAUUAAGUUGGCUGAUAAAGUUGGUGGUUUUGAAUGGAUGAUUCAGAAAUAUGAGAUUGAUGGAGCAACAGCUGUUAAGCUCGACCUUUCACUCGAGACUCCUAUUAUAAUAAUACCCAAGAAUACUACAAGCAAAGAAUUUAUGCAGCUGGACUUGGGUCAGUUACACAUUAGAAAUGAAUUCAGCUGGCAUGGAUGUCCAGACAGUGAUCCAUCUGCUGUCCACCUUGAUGUUCUCACUACGGAGAUCUUAGGGAUUAACCUAUUUGUGGGAAUUGAUGGCUGCCUUGGAAGACCAAUGAUGCGUGAAUGUGAGGGACUUGUGAUUUGCGUCCGUCGUAGUCUGAGAGAUGUUUUCAAGAAGGUUCCAACACACUCUGUAGAAGUUCAGGUGGAUUCAUUGCAUGGGGUCAUGUCAGACAAAGAUUAUAAUGUCAUUUUAAACUGUGCUUAUACCAAUCUAAACGAGGAGCCAAGACUUCCUCCGAGUUUCCGUGCUACCAAAUCUGAUUCACAGGAUACAAUGAAAAUGCUGGUUGAUAGGGUCAAUGCAAAUAGUCAAAAAAUUCUAUCACGUACAGUAUCCAUUUUUUCUGUUGAAAUUAAUUAUGCUCUACUAGAAUUGUGCAAUGGGAUCCAUGAGGAGUCAACCUUGGCGCAUAUCAGUUUGGAAGGUCUUUGGGUGUCAUACAGAAUGACUUCUUUGUCUGAAGCGGACCUCUAUGUCACUAUUCCCAAAUUCUCUAUUCUAGAUGUCCGACCUGAUGCCAAACCUGAAAUGCGCCUAAUGCUUGGAUCAUCUGAUGUCUGUAGACAGACUUCUGUUUUUGGAAGUGCACCCUCUUCCUUCAGUGGUGAUUUUAUGAGAACAAGAUCAAGAGUUUCUUCAGACAUUGAUAUGCCGACAUCAACAAUGUUUCUGUUAGACUAUAGAUGGAGAGCAACAUCUCAAUCAUCGGUAGUGCGUGUACAGCAACCAAAAGUUCUGGUCGUGCCAGAUUUCCUUAUUGAUGUUGCAAUUUUUUUUGUUUCAUCUUUAGGAAUUAUUACUGGAAGGGAGGAAUUGAUGGAUCCAAAAAAUGAUCCUAUCCGUAAGAAUCACAGCAUAGUACUUCAUUCUGCUGUUUAUAGGCAGCAAGAGGAGGUUAUUCAACUAUCCCCUACUCAGCAAUUGAUAGCCGAUUCUCCAGGCAUUGAUGACUAUUUAUAUGAUGGCUGUGGGAGGACUAUAUGUUUGAAAGAAGACACUGAUCUGAUGGAAAGUCAGGUUUCAAGUUUUCAGCCUAUAGUUAUUAUUGGUCGUGGAAAGCGAUUGCGGUUUGUGAAUGUGAAAAUUGAGAAUGGGUCCCUCUUGAGGAAGUAUACAUAUUUGAGCAAUGACAGCAGCUAUUCAGCAUCUCCAGAGGAUGGUGUGGACAUAAAAUUCCUCGACUGUAAUAUGUCAGAUGAAAGUAACAUUCAAGAUAUCAUGGAUGAAUCAUUUCAUAUAACAGACUCUUCUUGUCGAGAUGAUGAAUCUAAGUCUAUCCAAAGCUUUACAUUUGAGGCUCAGGUUGUUUCUCCUGAACUGACUUUCUACGAUGGGACUAAAUCAUCUCUUGAUGAUUCUCCGUAUAGUGAAAAACUUGUCAGAGCGAAAUUUGAUCUAAGUUUUAUGUAUGCAUCACAGGAAGAUGGUACAUGGAUUCGUGCACUUCUAAAAGAUUUAACUCUUGAGGCUGGAUCAGGACUUGUCGUUCUUAGUCCAGUGGAUGUUUCAGGAGGCUAUACCUCUGUGAAAGACAAAACGAAUAUGUCUCUCUCAUCCACCGAUAUAAACUUACAACUUUCACUCAGUGUCAUAUCUCUCUUACUUAACCUCCAAAAUCAGGUAACUGAUGCACUGCAGUUUGGAGACACUAAUCCUCUGGCACCCUGUACUAAUUUCGAACGUCUUUGGGUAUCACCUAAAGAAAAUGGACCACAGUGCAACCUCACGUUUUGGAGACCUCGCGCUCCUUCAAAUUAUGUCAUUCUAGGUGAUUGUGUCACAUCAAGGUCUAUUCCUCCUUCACAGGCAAUGAUGGCAGUGUGCAAUACUUAUGGACGUGUAAGGAAACCAUUGGGUUUCAAAUUGAUUGGAUUACUUUCUGAAAUUUUAGAAAUCGAUUGCAUUGAAGGUGCUGUCAAUGCCAAAAAUGAAUGUUCUAUAUGGUUUCCAGUUGCACCUCCAGGAUACAUAGCCGUUGGUUGUGUAGCUAAUCUAGGAAACCAACCACCACCAAAUCACGUUGUUUACUGCAUUCGAGCUGAUCUUGUAACAUCUACAGCAUUUUCAGAAAAUUUGUUUAAUAUUGCAUCCAAUCUUCAUUUUCCAUCUGGUUUUAGCAUUUGGCGUUUAGAUAACAUUCUUGGUUCUUUUUAUUCCCAUCCUUCUGUUGACUGCCCUCCUAAAGACAUCUGCAGCGACCUAAUUCCUUGUCUCAAAUGGAGGGCAUACCAGCAUCGGCCUUCAUCCUCAAAACCUGUCUCAAAGCUCUCCCAUGAUGAUGAACCUGAAGCCUCUCAGGGAAGCAAGGAAAAUUGGAGCUCUAGUGGGUGGGAUGUCCUGAGACAUCGAGUAUCACAUAGAUGUUUUAUGUCUGUCCCAAAUUUUGAAAGGAUCUGGUGGGACAAAGGUGGAGAAUUUCGACGGGCAGUGUCAAUUUGGAGGCCUAUACCUCGUCCUGGUUAUGCCAUUUUGGGUGAUUGCAUAACAGAUGGGUUAGAGCCUCCUACUCUUGGCAUAAUCUUCUUGGCUGAUAAUCCAGCAAUCUCUGCAAAGCCUUUGAAAUUCACAAAGGUUGCUCAUAUAUAUGGGAAAGGUUUGGAUGAAGCCUUUUUCUGGUACCCAAUUGCUCCCCCAGGCUAUGCAGCUAUGGGAUGCAUUGUCACUAGAGCAGAAGAGCCACCAAGAGCUGAAUCAUUUUGUUGUCCUAGAAUAGACCUUGUUAGCUCAGCCAGUAUAAUUGAGGUCCCUGUUUCUAGAUCUCCGACUUUAAAAGCGUCGCAGUGCUGGAGCAUAUGGAAAGUUGAUAAUCAGGCUUCUACAUUUCUUGCACGUUCUGAUCUGAAAAAGCCGUCGAGUCGUUUGGCACUCUCUAUUGGAGAUUCCGUUAAGCCAAAAACACGGGAAAAUGUGACAUCUGAGAUGAAGCUGGGGUGUUUAUCCGUUACUAUUCUAGACAGCUUGGGUGGAAUGAUGACACCAUUGUUUGACGUGACACUCACCAAUAUUAAGCUUGUAUCCCAUGGCCGAUUCGAAGUAAUGAGUUUAGUUCUUAUAUGUUCAAUGGCUGCAUCAGCAUUCAAUACACAGUUAGAAGCUUGGGAACCCCUUGUGGAGCCAUUUGAUGGAAUUUUCAAGUUUGAUACUUCUGAUACCAGUACUCGUCAAACACCAGGACUUGGAAAAACAUUGCGCAUCGCAGCAACUACUAUCUUAAAUCUUAAUGUCAGUGCUGCAAAUCUUGAUACUUUUGCCGAGGCUGUUGUUUCUUGGCGUAGGCAGAGAGAAAUCGAGCAAAAAGCUGUGAAACUCAAUGAGGAGGCUGUUCUUCAUCAGAGAGGCAAAAAUGAUUCAACUCUUUCUGCAUUGGAUCAAGAUGAUUUCCAGACCAUUGUCGUAGAAAAUAAGCUUGGUUGUGACAUUUAUAUCAAGAAACUUGAGCAAAACUCCAAUAUGGUUGAAAUAUUACACAAUCUUAGUUCUACUGCUGUGUGGCUUCCCCCACCUAGGUUUUCAGAUCGAUUAAAUGUCACAGAAAAAAAUGGGGAUGCACGUUACUAUGUUGCUGUCAGACUAGUAGAAGCAAAGGAUAUACCCAUUGUUGAUGAUGGCAAUAGCCACAAUUUCUUCUGUGCUCUGCGGCUUGUGGUUGACAACCCACCAACUGAUCAACAGAAGUUUUUCCCUCAAAGUGCACGAACAAAAUGUGUUAGACCAUUGAUAGUGAAAGCUCAGGGAGCUGAUGUGGGCACUGCCAAAUGGGAUGAACUAUUUAUUUUUGAAAUUCCGCAAAAGGGUACUGCUAAACUGGAAGUGGAGGUUACAAACCUUGCUGCCAAAUCUGGAAAAGGUGAAGUGGUUGGAUCAUCAUCCUUUCCUGUUGGACAUGGAAUGAUUGCUCUUACAAAAAUAGCAUCAUCAAGGAUGUUGCAUCAGUCACGGGCUUUUAAAAAUGUAGCUUCACAUCCAUUGAGAAGAAGGGAUCAAGAAGAAAACAACCAAAAUAUUACCAUUGGUUCUCUGCUGGUUUCAACUUCUUAUUUCGAGCGAAAACUAGUUGUGGAUCUGCAGGAUACAGUUAAUGAAAAUGUUGGUAACUCUGAUGUGGGUUUCUGGAUAGCGCUUCAGCCUGAUGGUCCAUGGGAGAGCUCCCGGUCUUUCCUUCCACUUUCAGUUUCUCCGAAAUGUUUGGGAGACAAUCUUAUUGCUAUGGAAGUCAUUACAAAAAAUGGGAAAAAGCAUGCCAUUUUUAGAGGUCUCGGCACUAUUGUAAAUGAGACCAAUGUAAAAUUAGAAUUGUCUAUGUCUCCUUUAUCCAUGAUUGAUACAAGAACAGGUAAUACUCGUCAUGGAAUGGAGAAUAUGGUGACUUUAGACCCUGGAUCAAAUUAUAUUUUACCUUGGAAAUGCAUAUCCAGGGAUUCCGAGGAUUGCCUGCGCGUUCGUCCUCACUUUGACAUGUCUGGUUCAUCGUACUCUUGGGGCCAUACUGCUACUCUAGGCUUGCCCUUUAUAGGUGGAAGGGAGCAAUAUCCUUCAGAACAGGGUCUGUUUUCUAGGCAAAGUACCAUUAAACCCGGAAACACUAUGAGUUUUGCAACAUUCAAGCUGAAUGAACUUGAGAAGAAAGACGAUCUUUUAUGUUGCACGACCAGCAUGCAUAAUCAACAGUUUUGGUUUAGUAUUGGUACAGAUGCAUCGGUUUAUCAUACAGAGUUGAAUGCACCUGUGUAUGAUUGGAAAAUUUCAAUAAACUCUCCACUUAAGUUAGAGAAUCGUCUUCCUUGUCCUACUGAAUUCACAAUCUGGCAGAAGACGAAAGAUGGGAAAAACAUAGGGCUACAGCAGGGUAAACUUUUGUCCAGGAAAAGUGCACAUGUACAUGCUGCGGAUCCCAGGGAACCCAUUUAUCUUUCCAUGUUUGUUCAAGGUGGUUGGAUUAUGGAGAAGGACUUUGUUGUCAUCUUUGAUCUCUCCUCUAAUGAACUUGUAUCCUCAUUUUGGAUGGUUCAUCAACACUCUAAAAGGAGGCUACGAGUGAGCAUUGAACGCGACUUGGGAGGCUCCAUUGCUGCACCCAAGAUCAUCAGAUUGUUUGUCCCUUACUGGAUUGUGAAUGAUUCUUCUCUAUCUCUGGCAUAUCGGGUUGUAGAGAUCGAGCCUCUUGAUAGCAGUGAGAGUAGCGUUCUUAAAUCUGCAAAAAGUCCUGUGCCAAGGAAAAAUGUACAAGUCUUGGAUGUGAUUGAGGAUACUAGUCCCACACCCAGCAUGCUUUCACCACAAGAUUACGUUGGGCGUGGCGGUGUUCAUCUCUUCACUUCACGUAAUGAUACAUACUUGUCACCUAAAGUCGGGAUUGCUGUAGCUACAUCUGAUUCACAAAUUUUCAAUCCUGGCAUUUCACUUGUUGAGCUUGAAAAAAAGGGUAGGGUUGAUGUUAAGGCCUUCAGCUCAGAUGGAUCUUACUAUAAGCUUUCAGCACAGCUCAACAUGACUUCAGAUAGGACAAAGGUCAUUCGUUUUCAGCCACGCACAAUUUUCAUAAAUCGAGUUGGUUUGAGUGUGUAUAUUCAGCAGUGCAGUGCUACAUUUAUGGAGCACAUUUUCCCCACAGAUCCUCCAAAAGCCAUCCGGUGGCACUCUUCAUCAAAGGCUGGAAUGUUGAAGCUGCGGGUGGAUGGAUAUAAAUGGAGCACUCCAUUUAGUGUUGACAAUGAAGGAAUGAUGUGCACUGUGCUGGAAAGUGAUUCUGGUGGCAGUGGGAUGAUUAUUAGGGUGGCUGUGAGAAGUGGUACUGGAAAUUCACGUUAUGAAGUUAUUUUUCGUCCAAAUUCUCUGUCAAGUCCGUACAGGAUUGAGAAUCGUUCUAUGUUUCUUCCCAUUCACUUCCGCCAAGUCGACGGAGCGAGUGAUUCGUGGAGGUACCUUCCACCAAAUGCAGCUGCUUCUUAUUUGUGGGAAGAUGUUGGAAGGAAGUGUUUGUUGGAGCUAUUCGCAGAUGGAUCCGAUCCCCAAAGAGCAGUAAAAUACAACAUUGAUGAGGUAUUUGAUCACCAGCCCAUGAGUGUUGGAGGUGGACCAGGUAGAGCUGUACGUGUGACCAUUGUUAAGGAGGAGAAAAUGAAUAUAGUUAAAAUUAGUGAUUGGAUGCCCCAAGAUGAACCUCUACCAGGUGUGCAAAAAAAAGUUCCAUCAUUUGUGUCACCUCUUCCUAGUACUGAGCCUGAUUAUGAAUGUACUCCAUCAACCUCGAGCACCGAAUUUCAUUUCAUUGUUGAUCUUUCGGAGCUUGGCUUGUCUGUUAUAGACCAUACACCCGAAGAAAUACUUUAUUUGUCGGUACAGAAUCUUCUGCUAUCACAUUCUACAGGAUUGGGCUCUGGAACUAGCAGAUUCAAACUGAAAAUGCGUGGACUUCAAGUAGAUAAUCAGCUUCCAUUGACUCCCAUGCCAGUUCUAUUUAGACCACAGAGAGUCAAAGAGGAGAUUGAUUAUUUCUUGAAAUUCUCGGUGACUUCGCAAUCAAAUGGGUCACUAGAUCUGUGUGUCUAUCCAUAUAUAGGAUUCCAUGGACCUGACAACUCAACUUUUUUAAUAAAUGUUCAUGAGCCAAUCAUAUGGCGGCUUCAUGAGAUGAUUCAACAGAUUAACCUCAAUAGGUUCUAUGCCGCAGAAACAAAUGCAGUUUCCAUUGAUCCAAUUAUACAAAUUGGAGUUCUGGACAUCUCAGAAGUACGGCUGAAAGUGUCAAUGGUUAUGUCUCCAACUCAGCGACCUAAAGGUGUGCUUGGUUUCUGGGCAUCGUUGAUGACAGCGUUGGGGAAUAUGGAAAAUAUGCCAGUGAGGAUACACCAGAGGUUUGUGGAGAAUGUAUCUAUGCGACAAAGUGCUGUUAUCAGUAAUGCUACAACAAAUGUACAGAAAGAUCUACUUAGUCAACCUCUUCAACUGCUUUCUGGCGUUGAUAUACUUGGAAAUGCAAGCAGUGCACUAGGACACAUGAGUCGAGGUGUUGCGGCUUUAUCAAUGGAUAAGAAAUUUAUGCAGAGCCGACAAAGACAGGAUAAAGUGGGAGACCUUGGGGAUGUUAUCAGAGAGGGAGGUGGAGCACUAGCCAAAGGCUUAUUCAGAGGUGUCACCGGAAUCUUAACAAAACCCCUUGAGGGUGCUAAAUCGACAGGUGUUGAGGGUUUUGUUCAAGGUGUUGGGAAAGGAAUAAUAGGUGCAGCUGCACAACCAGUAAGUGGUGUUCUAGACCUAUUGUCAAAAACUACCGAGGGUGCUAAUGCAAUGAGAAUGAAGAUCCAAGCUGCUCUCACUUCUGAAGAACAACUUCUACGGAGGAGAAUGCCGCGUGUAAUUAGUGGUGAUAACCUGCUUCGACCUUAUGAUGAAUACAAAGCACAAGGACAGGUCAUACUGCAGCUGGCAGAGUCAGGAUCUUUUCUUGGCCAGGUUGAUCUGUUCAAAGUGCGCGGAAAAUUUGCUUUAUCAGAUGCCUAUGAAGAUCAUUUUAUGCUUCCUAAAGGAAGAGUGUUAAUAGUAACACAUCGUCGAGUUGUACUUUUACAACAACCCUUGAAUAUUAUUCUUCAAAGAAAGUUCAGUGCCGCCAAAGAUCCAUGUUCAAUUUUGUGGGAUGUACUAUGGGAUGAUCUGGUAACUAUGGAGGUGACUCAUGGAAAGAAAGACCAAUCUAAUGCACCACCUUCACGUGUCGUCCUUUAUCUACAAAGCAAGUCUAUAGAGACCAAGGAUCAAUUCCGUAUCGUCAAAUGCAACCCUGAUUCUAACCAGGCUUUCAAGGUUUAUACUGCAAUUGAGCAAGCAAUGAGCACCUAUGGACCUAACCAAUCAAAGGGACUCCUCAAUAAGGUUACAAGACCAUAUUCCCCUUUGGCUGAUCACGCAGAUGGAGAUUCAGUGAAUAAAGAAGGGAUCAGUAUGUGGUCUCCAGGGCAGUUUCCAGCAUCAGUUCCUACAAGGUCAUUAUUCGGCAGCAGCCCUAGCUAAGAAAUUUGAACUGCCAACGCGCUCUUCCAAUCUGCAAAACAGCUCCUCAUCAUUAUGUUUUAUCAUGUUCGAAUUCUCGUAUCAUGGGAAGCUUUGUACAUACACAUGUUAUUAAGAAGGCGUAGAAGAGAUACUGCGGAAGAGAGUGAAUUCAUCCUAGUUUUAAGUUGCCCGACUUCUCGAGAGAAGUGGAAUAUGGACCCGUUCCUGAAACAAUAAGGCUUGUACAUAAUAUUAGAGUUCAUUAUAUGUACAUGAGCUGCUAUAGGUUAUUUGAACUCUACAGCUUUUAACUUGAUCCGUAGUAUAUACAUUUAUGUAAAUUUACUUGCUAUAACAAUGAGAUACUGUAAUUAGCAACAAUCCCAUUUUUCAUGGCUGGGAAAUUGGAAAGAAAUCAUUUUUUUCUUUUAUA